Messenger RNA from Phycomyces blakesleeanus NRRL 1555(-), 1815 nucleotides. RefSeq names its product glycosyltransferase family 2 protein. Gene Ontology annotation, molecular function: hyaluronan synthase activity. The transcript has 2 exons. The coding region runs from base 1 to 1815 and encodes 604 amino acids. NCBI's taxonomy places the organism in Eukaryota, Fungi, Mucoromycota, Mucoromycetes, Mucorales, Phycomycetaceae. Gene Ontology annotation, biological process: hyaluronan biosynthetic process; extracellular matrix assembly. The record is from RefSeq and is a predicted model, not a curated record.
AUGCCUCGAGAAGUCCUGUCUAGUUGGACGCUACCGUUCAAGAUCCUCUAUUCCGUAGUCAUCUCAUGCAUAUUUGUUGUUCCAGCAAUUGUGGGGUAUGCUUUGCAGCUUCACAUCACGAGCUACUCUUUUUGGGCCCUAGGAAUAUACGGAACUGUUGUCUUUAGCUUUAUCCUUCUUCAGUUGAUCUUUGCUACUCUCAAUCGCUGCUUCAUAUAUCGCUACAAAAGGAAUGCUCCAAGUCUCGUCUCACGGCGCCUAGUCAAUGCGAGCGCACAGGAAACAAUAGUCGAAAAAGACCUCACCGACCAGCAAAUCAUCAAGCCUGGGUCACUUGCAGAACAUGAGAUUUCUGAAAAGGUAGAGAUCACUGUCACCGAUGACUUCAAGGAGCGGCCGGCAACUCACAUCGGUCUGGCUGUGGUGGGUUACCGCGAAGACGACACGUUGUUCUCUCAGUGCCUCGAGUCAAUACAGCAAUUGAAGUAUCCAGAUCCUAUCAAGAUUGUCGUCGUAAUAGACGGAAACGAAGAGCAAGAUCGUGAAAUGGCCACCCUGUUUCAAAAGGCCUUUCCUGGCUGCCCUAUCAUCAGUCUUGAACAUCUGUUAUCAGAAACCCCAGUGUACGACCUCAGCAACCCUUCUGUACCAUCUUCCGAAGAGACUGUCAAAGAACAAGUCCGGCCCAUGACAGACGAAGAGCUCUUGCAAUCAACAUUUCUUCCAACCGACACCUGUGCCGUGUGCUACAUGCAGCCUCACCGUGGAAAGCGACAUGCGAUGUAUACAGCCUUUAGAGUAUUGAUGGCAGCCGGAUGCGAGGCUGUCAUGACAACCGAUUCGGACACAAAAUUUGACUCUAGUGCGCUGCUGGAACUCGAGCAGGCUCUUUAUUGGUACCCAAAUAUCGGUGCGUCUGCUGGUGAUGUGCGAAUCUGGAAUAAUAGGGACAGCUUGUUGUCUUUUAUGUCUUCACUGCGAUACUGGAUGGCGUUUAAUAUCGAAAGAGCCGCCCAAAGUAUACAUCGUUGCGUUACCUGCGUAUCUGGUCCGAUGGGAUUGUACAAAUCCAGCGUUCUAAAAGACAUAAUCGAUCCCUGGAUUAAGCAGCGUUUCUUGGGUAUGGAGUGCACAUAUGGCGAUGAUAGGCACUUGACAAACCGGGUCUUGAUGGGUGGACAUCGAGUGGUUUUUACUCACCUAGCGUUCUGCGAAACAGAAACACCUACCGAGUUUUUACGAUGGUUCAAGCAGCAGACACGGUGGUCAAAGAGUUUCUAUCGCGAGUUGCUCUGGAACGUCCAGAGCCUACAUAAACACAGUCCGUGGAUGGCAGCCGAGUUGUUUUAUCAGGGUCUCUAUCCAUUUGUUCUCCUGUUUUCGAUUCUGUACAUCUUGUGGGCCCAUGCACCUAUUGUUCUUGCAAUCUGGUUAAUAUCGCUGUUUGUCAUUGCUUCUAUCAAGACGCUAUAUUCACUGGUUGUCUCGCAAUCAUUGGGAUUCCUGGCCUUUCCUUUUUAUUCGGUCUACUACCUCCUUGGCCUGGUGCCAGCCAAAAUAUGGGCUCUUGUAUCACUCUGGGAUGUUGGCUGGGGAACAAGUGCGAGAUCUGUAGCCGAGAGAAAGCGGGAAAACGUAUUCUUGUAUCGAGUCAAGGAAGCUUUGCCAGUAAUAAUCUGGAUUACCAUAAUUGUGGCUGGUAUUACUUACAACCUUGUUACUUUCUUUACCAGCCCACAGCAAACCCAGGCAGGGGUCUUGGACCCGACCAGCAUCGUGUUUUAUCCAAAUCCUUAUUACACCAGUGGUGUAUAA